UGGGGUUAGGGUUAAAGCAGGGGAUCUGGCCCCUACCUAGAGUCUGUGGCUUCUUGCUAUGCAGAGUUCCGGGAAUUCCUAAUGGGUUGGUUUUGAGGUACAACUGCCUAGGCGUUGCUGCUGUGUUGCAGAGGGAAAAGGCUUCUCCCCACCAGCUUCCUACCCCUUGCGGUAACUACAGGCAGGAAACUUGAAAUCUGAGCUUCCUGAGUUAAGGUCCAUAGAGGAUGGGAUACCCUGGCAGAUAUGGAGAGAUCAGGGGUUAUCUGGGCCUGUGUCCAUUGCCGUAGGCCUUUGUGUUAAGAAUCUCAUAGUUGUGUCCCUUUGUUGUAUCCGUGUGUACUUUCUCCCCGUCAACCAGAGCAUGGGCUGAGUGGAAGAAAUGGGAAGAUGGGGUCAGACAGGGAGCCUGGGGAGGGGCGAUGGUGCCAAGCCAGUUGUGGGGGAGACUGGAGAAGCCGCUUCUCUUCCUGUGCUGUGCCUCCUUCCUCCUGGGGCUCACUUUGCUGGGCAUACAGCCAGACAUCACCCCCGUUGCUUAUUUCUUUCUCGCCUUGGGUGGCUUCUUUUUGUUUGUCUGCCUCGUGGCCUGUUCUCUGGAAUGGGGAUUCCGAUCAAUGCAGACGGAGAACCCAGGGGCCUCGGGCAAUGCACGCGACAAUGAAGCCUUUGAGGUGCCAACCUACGAAGAAGCUGUGGUGCUGGAAUCACAAUGCCACCCCCAGCAGCUGGAUCAACCACCCCCCUACAGCAGUGUUGUAAUCCCUCCAGGACUUGAGGAAGGACAGCCCAGCCAUCCAGACGGCCCCGACAGAGCCAGACUAGGAAGGCGAGUGGGCUCAGAGGGGUCUGUGACUGGAAGAGUUCCAGUCAGCCUCCGACUUCGGGGACCCCGGGUCAUGUCCACUGCUCCUGAUCUGCAGAGUUUGGGGGUGCACCCCACGUUGGAGCCUCUUACUCCACCCCCCGCCUAUGAUGUCAGCUUUGAUCAACCGGAUGAUGAUGUUUUCUUUGAAAACAACUGGACACCCCCCUAAAAGACUUUCCCACGAUAUAUUAUCAUCUCUGCACCAGACCCAUUCAUGCAUUUGAACCAACAUUUUCCAGUUCCUGCUUUGUGUCAGGAACUGUAUUUCUGCGUGGGGAAAUGAACACAGAGCGGAGUCAGGCUACCAUAAGCCUUUUCCAGUGGGCAUGUGUGUGGCACAAUUUGAGUAUUCAGGUAAUGUUCAGUGACCUACCCCGUAUCCGGUAUUUCCAGAGUUAAAUGGAGGGUGAGAGGAGUGAUCCAGAGAAUCUGGAGAAGGAAGAAAAGAAACAUCUGAGUGACAACUUUGUUGUUUCUUUUCUGGGUGCUUCUCUCUACCAGCUCAGUUAGGCUUUCCAGCCAUGAGAUGUCAAUACCCUUAUUGGAAAAAAUGAGGGUUCCAAGGGACAGUGAAGUUUAAGAACUUGCACAGGGCACACUGCUAGUGAACAGCAUAACAAUUAUUUAAACUCGACUCUUCUGAUCCCAAAUCCUAUUGUAUUUUCAAAUACAAGGUCACCCACAAAUCUCUGUCUUUACCUUGGACAAUUGCUGGACAGGGGUGGGAGACGUCCUAGGGACAGAAUGGUGGAAUAGUUGUGUCUACAGGCAGUGCGGGCCGAGUGUGACCAAGCGUGCCCAGCCUCCUGGAUAAGCAAAGCGGAGACAGCCUCUGCCCAGGGGCCGGAGAGCACUCUCUAGUGCUUGCUAACGGGAAGCAGUGGAAUAAAUUGCCCCAGGCGGAGGGGCUUCCGACUCUGAGAUGAGUGGAUGAGGCUGAGAAGGGAGAAAACAGGCGCUUGGCGAGGGGUGGCGGAGGAUCUAAGGUUCCCUCUCGAAUCACCUGUGAAGCUGGAGCCACCCGCACGGUGUCUAACCGUUAAGCCUCACCCCUGCGCUCUGACCACAGGGUUUUAAGCCCAGCCCCCGGUCCGGCUUCCUCGGAUCCCACCAGAACAUCAGAUUCUCUGGAAUCGGGCUGUGGCUGCGAUGUAGGUUUUCGCCCCUGGGAGCUGCCUCAGGGGUGCGCUCCCCACUUCGUCACUCGCCCACUGUGCGGCAUCUAACAACGCCUUCUAGGGCUCUCCAUCUCCUCCUUACCCUGGCCCUAAUAGUUCAACUUCAAUAAAAUCAAAAGUCAGACCAAA
Molecule: messenger RNA, 2175 nt
Organism: Mustela lutreola (European mink)
Lineage: Eukaryota; Metazoa; Chordata; Mammalia; Carnivora; Mustelidae
Gene: TMEM139
Product: transmembrane protein 139
Exons: 3
Coding region: 423-1037 (204 amino acids)
Source: RefSeq, a predicted model, not a curated record